Cimex lectularius (bed bug) is the source of this 3200-nucleotide messenger RNA. RefSeq lists its product as uncharacterized. Bases 575 to 2899 code for a protein of 774 amino acids. Gene Ontology annotation, molecular function: protein binding. The transcript is spliced from 13 exons. Lineage: Eukaryota; Metazoa; Arthropoda; Insecta; Hemiptera; Cimicidae. The record is from RefSeq and is a predicted model, not a curated record.
UCUAUAGCCUUGAUAGUGGGCUCCUUAGUGUAGGACCUUGCUUGCGGCUUUUCCUCUCUUAGUUGCAGGAAUCUGCAUGUACAAAGAUCAAUUUAAACAGUAUUAAUGGUCAUUUGCUGUCGCCUUGCUGACUGUAUAAAGAUUCUAUUUCAUUGCACCCUUAAAUUCCUAAAAAAAAUUUGAAGUCUAUCUAUCAUUGUUGUUAUGAUCUGUGAAAUGUGUCCCAACUGAAAUCUUCAAUGGAGGUUUAAAAAAAAUCAUUACUAAAAUCAGAGAGAAUAGACUGUCCAAAAAGAUGGUGAAUGAGGAAACUUUCACCUUUUUCCAGCUUUUUGAAAAUUUCCAGCGUAAUUGUCUAUGUAUGGAAUAAACCCUGGACUGUUGCUGCUUGCUUUCUGACUAAUUGCAGUUAUUAAACUAAUAAGUUCAAAUUACUUCAGACUAGCCGAACCUCACUAUAAUAGUUUUCAUUUGUACAGAGGUUGUAAAAUCAUGGUCAUAAGUGUUUUCAGACUUUAUAGCUUUCUUUAUUCGCAUAUAUCUCUAAAUAUGGAAAGGAGGAAAGGCCUCCAUUAUGGCCAAAGGAUUCGUUAUGGGGGCUACACUGUUCCUGAACCUGUUCCCAUCUCCAUUAUACAAUUUUAGACUCUGGUCCUUGAAAGCUCCCAAGGCACAGCUUAACAUAAUUCCAUGUUCUGAUUUUACUGGGAAGGACAUCUGGUACAAAACAUUUCCCUGGAUGAAAUCUGAAGCAGCUCUUGUAAUGGUCGAUGUAAACCAAGAUGGGAUUGAUGAUGUUAUAAUCGGUUAUUCGACAAAUCAACACCCGGGAUCGUGUGUUGAGUUUCCAAACGCUAAAGAUGUUUGUGGUGGUGGGGUUCUAGCCCUAGAUGGAAAAACAGGAGAUACUUUAUGGCAACAUUGGACCCACAAAGAUGUUCUAUUUGUUGACUGUUCUGCAGAUAUAAGUUCGGAUAAAAUAAAAGAUUGCCUCAUUUCUGGAAAGGGAGGAGUUUUGACAGCAACUGAUGGGAAAACUGGAAAAUUUAUAUGGGGAAAAAGUCCACCAAAAGAAUCUAAAUUGAUAGAUUUGUAUACAGCACAGUUUAUUUCUGAUAUAGAUGGUGACAAAUAUCCUGAUGUUCUAGUAUCCCAUACACUUUCAAAUUCAGGUCAGUUAGCCGUGUUGAGUGGUAAGACAGGAAUAACUCUCGGCCAUUUGGACACACCCGAUGAUGAAGGCAUAUUCACGGUGCCAAGAGUGACCGUGUCCAGGGAUGGUUCAGACGUUGUGCUUUUUGCAACUGGCUCUUCUGAGACUUCAGGGACUUUGUUUGCAACUUUACUUUCUGACAUAUUAAUUGCCGGGCCGAAGCACUACUCAAAUGUUUGGAAAAGCGAUGUUGGCAUCACUUCCGGGAUCGUUUUGGCAGAUAUGAAUAGAGAUGGAACGGAGGAUGUUAUACUGACAAGUGGUGAUACUUUGUCCGUCCUUGAUGGAAAUGAUUACAACCCUUUAUGGAAUGUUUCUUUAAAUGGUUUUGAUAAGAAUCAAAGACAAAUUUUAAUUGGCCCAACUCCUGCUUAUUUUGAUGAUGAUCUUAUACCUGAUCUCCUCGUUACACACAUGGUCGGUUCUUCUUUUCCUGCAAUUUUUUACUCACAGACAUGGGUUGCAAAUGGAAAAGACGGUGUUGGACUCCUAGAAGAGCCAAUACUCGGUGGGAGCGAAGUGACUGCCCCUGGAGUUGCAAUUAGCUUCACAGGAAUUGGCAAUGACAUGUACCUUUUUUGGAUGACUACAUGCAAUAGCAUUGCCAACCAAAAAAAAAGUUUCCAGUUUUUAAAAGAAUCAGAGAUUCAUAAAAAUGCAAGAGCAGAUCUGUGUCGUCUUCGAUUCAACAAAUCUCUUGAGAUCCAAAUGUAUGUUCUCAACCAGCAUAUUAAACCCCCUGGAGUUCUUCUUUACUCCUCAAAAUUUAAAUGGGAAAUUGAGCAUAAUGUAACAGAGCAUAAGAUAAAUAAAAAAGUACUGCCAGAACCACCCAAACAUCUGACUCGGGACCAUGGAGGAAUGGAUAAACUGGAAAAGCUGAGAAAACAACAAGUGGAUAAAAUAUAUCAAGCAAUUCCAAAGAAUUAUCCUUUGUAUGAAACAGUUGAUGAAGAUAGAAAUUUAUUAAAUGCUUUACCAAGAUUUCCUGAGUCAAUUGCUUCAGAAGCUAAAGAUUUAUUAACCAAUAAUCUCCCACCAAUUAGUCUCGACUAUGAUGUAUAUUCACAAGACCUGGACCCUGAGGAUCCUUUGUUCUCCAGGACGAACCAAAGGCAUGGAGAGGUAUAUGACGGUAGGGAUGAAAGGGCUGAUUUUUUAAACCGGAAUUUGGAGAUGGACAAAAUUUUACAAAACGAUAAAAACCAGGAAGAAAAUCGGGAAAAGAGAGAAACAAAAGAUCACAAAGAUGGUAUUCCACGGGCGACUACAACAGCUGCUUUGGCUAACCCUAUUGAUGGAAAUGGAAUUGAUAUCAUCUUUGCAACACAUUGGAUAAUGCCGGCUUCAAAUGUAGUGAUACUGUCUGAAAAAGAUGAUAGGUGUAUAAAGAAAAAAACAUCUAAGAAACAAUCGAAUAAUUUAAAAGUCUUCAAUGAAAUUAAAGAAAUUGCUCAAAAAGAGUGUCUUGGAUUGUCAGACGAUGAGUUUGAAGAGAAGGAGGACUAUGAUGGUGUCGAUGGCCAAUUGACAGUUUACAGAAUAAACUUGAGCUGCAAGUGCUCUAAUAUAAACCCGAGUAUGGAAAAGUGCUCGACGCCACUUCCCCUUGACCAACAAAGCUAUUCACACAGGGCCACUAACGUCUAUUUCAAGCAAAGGCACAAACCAGCAUUUCGAGUUUAGUCCAAUUUAAAUUUCUUUUAAAUUAAAAUAAAAGUAAAUUAGGUUUAAAGUAAUUUGUUUUUAAUCUUUAUAUGUAAAUAUCAGAUUUGUAAAUAAUUAAAAGUUUAAAAAGAAAUGUUUUUGUUUUGUUUUUUCAAUUUAAUUACUGUUAGAGUUUGUUAAGAGAUUAAUUGCUUAAUGGAAAAAUUGUAACUUUGGCAAACGAAGUUUUAUAAUUUAAACCUUUAUUAUAUCACACUACUAAAUUAAGUGAAAAAUCAUUACAAUUAUUUGGCAAAAAAUAUUGUAAUUCACCCAUUCC